GCUCCAUCUAUCUAUUACGCAACACACCUUUCUUCUAACCUAGAAAUUAAAUUAACGCAAAAUUAAACAUCAAUUUUUAACAAUAUGUUCAGGUUCGCUAUUAAGUGUGGAUUAGCGGGGGCAGCUGUAUAUUACGUUUCCGAUCAAGGUGUGUGGAAAGAAAGCAAGGAAACCACCAAGUUGUACAACAAAAUCAACGAUUUCUUAUGCCCCUACAUGAAACAAGCCCAAGCUCAACUUCCUAUUGAAAUUCCUGAGCUUCCAAGUACUGGAAGAAUAUCGUACUUAAUGAAACAAUAUUGGAACCAUGGUGUCACAGCUACUUUUAUUUAUAUAGGAGAUUUACCCCAAAACGUUACCAAAUUAACGAAAUCGGGUAUUGAUGCUAUUAAGGGUAACGAAGAGAUGAAAAAACUUAUGGAUGGGUUUAGUGGAACUCCUGAAAUAGAAAAAAAAUAAUUAUGUUAAUAUAGAUUUGUUUGUGAAUAAUAAAUGAAGUAAAUAAAUCAAGUUAAAGAAAAAAUUAGGUUAAGUUUCAA
This is a messenger RNA of Onthophagus taurus, 539 nucleotides long. RefSeq names its product MICOS complex subunit MIC13 homolog QIL1 (gene QIL1). Gene Ontology annotation, biological process: cristae formation. The record is from RefSeq and is a predicted model, not a curated record. Gene Ontology annotation, cellular component: mitochondrial crista junction; MICOS complex. Lineage: Eukaryota; Metazoa; Arthropoda; Insecta; Coleoptera; Scarabaeidae.